Messenger RNA from Archocentrus centrarchus (flier cichlid), 3039 nucleotides. RefSeq names its product solute carrier family 5 member 6 (gene slc5a6b). Gene Ontology annotation, cellular component: membrane. Gene Ontology annotation, biological process: transmembrane transport; sodium ion transport. Gene Ontology annotation, molecular function: symporter activity. Lineage: Eukaryota; Metazoa; Chordata; Actinopteri; Cichliformes; Cichlidae. Bases 280 to 2118 code for a protein of 612 amino acids. The record is from RefSeq and is a predicted model, not a curated record. The transcript has 17 exons.
AUUCAAAACCGUUUACGAUCACAUGGAGCUAGAGAUUAGCAGGGUAUAUGUACUUUACACCUUUUGAAGAUGACGCAAGUUUAAACGCACAAGAGUGACCUUUUUAGAAAGCAUGGUGCUGCUGACAGCGACUCUCACCCCAGUCCUCGCAGUGCUGCCGUACAAAGGUUGUUGGACUGUUAUGACUGAUGGGUGUGAACAAGGACGUUUCCUAUUUGUCUGAUAGUGUGUGUGCAGGACCACACAAUCCUCUCAAACUGCAGCCAGGAGGCAACGAAAAUGGACCUGUCCGACCAGAAGUACUUCACGGUUAUAGACUAUGUAAUCUUCGCUGUCUUACUCACUGCCUCUAUGGGCAUCGGGCUGUAUUAUGCUCUGUCUGGUGGGCGUCAGCGCACGACACAAGAGUUCUUAAUGGCAGACAGAAGCAUGCACUGUCUUCCUGUUUCCCUGUCGCUCAUUGCCUCAUUCCAGUCGGCCGUGGCUAUCAUAGGCGUACCAGCAGAGAUUUACACUCACGGCACUCAGUACUGGUUCAUCGGCUGCGCCUACAUCCUGGGCCUCUUCAUUCCAGCUCAUGUUUUCAUUCCAGUGUUUUACCGACUGCGUGUCUCCAGUGCUUAUGAGUACCUUGAGCUGCGCUUCAGCAAAGCAGUGCGCAUAUGUGGAACUUUGACCUUUAUCUUUCAAAUGGUUAUCUAUAUGGGAGUUUGUGUGUAUACUCCUGCCUUUGCACUAAAUACAGUAACUGGGUUUGAACUAUGGGGAGCAGUGCUGGCCACUGGACUAGUGUGCACAUUGUACACAACAUUGGGUGGUUUGAAGGCCGUCAUCUGGACAGAUGUCUUUCAGACUGUUGUGAUGUUUGCAGGGCAGCUGGCUGUCAUUGUGGUGGGAGUGCAGAAGACUGGAGGAGUGGCUGAUGUUUGGAGGAAAGUCUGGGAGGGAAACCGCAUCUCUGGUCUCGACCUAAACCCAGAUCCUACAGAGAGACACACCUUCUGGACUCUUGCAGUCGGUGGGGUCUUUCUCAUGCUGUCGUUGUAUGGUGUGAACCAGGCUCAGGUCCAGAGAUACCUCAGCUCACGUACAGAAAAAGAGGCUGUCAGGUCUUGCUACAUGGUGUUUCCCUCCUUGCAGCUGGCUCUGGCUCUAAGCUGUGUGAUGGGGCUGGUCAUGUUUGCACGUUACUGUGGAGAGGACCACUCUGACAAGCUGGCCAGUUCUUCGCGGGAUGCAAUGGUGAUAUAUUUUGUGAUGGACAUGCUGCACGGUCUGCCUGGGCUGCCUGGACUUUUCAUUGCUUGUUUAUUUAGUGCAGCCCUCAGCACCAUAUCAUCAGCCUUCAACUCUUUAGCUACUGUAACAAUGGAGGACCUCAUUAAACCGCAAUACCCCGCCAUGACAGAGGCGAGAGCAACCCUGCUGUCCAAAGCUUUAGCUAUGUCCUAUGGGCUGCUUUGCCUGGCCAUGGCCUGUCUCACUCACCUCAUGGGUGAUUCAGUUUUACAGGUGGCUUUGAAAAUCUUUGGCAUGGUUGGCGGGCCUAUUCUCGGUCUGUUUUGUCUCGGGAUGUUCUUCCCGUGGGCCAACUCUAUCGGAGCUCUGGCAGGUCUGGGUGCAGGAUUGGUUGUGGCUUUCUGGCUCAGCAUUGGAAGCAUCCUCAGUCGUAGCACAAGACCACUACCACUUGAAUGCGCUGCCAACGUGACUGCUGCUAUUCAGACGGCAAUCAGCAAUGUCACUCUGAGCCAACCCUCUGGACUGAAGCGAUUUUAUUCAUUGUCCUACAUGUGGUACAGUGCGUUCAACUGCACUACAGUCAUUCUAAUAGGGCUAAUCAUCAGCUUUCUCACAGGUCCCAUGAAGGAAGAAGAUGUGACACCAGGAACAAUUUAUCCCUUGUUAGGGAAACUUUUUUGUUUUCUACCUGAACACCUGAAAAAGAAGCUCUGCUGUGUGACUCCUCUGGGACAAACUCUCGCAGCGCCGCAGAGGCCACCUUCACGACACAAAGAAGGUAAUGGACUGGCAUUCUCACAAGAAGAUGGACCAUCACUGGAAGAGAGGGAAAGUUUUCUUCCUGAGGAUUUUGUAGAAUAUGAAACCGCAGUGUGAUGUCAAAUUAUCUCUCAUGAGAGGCUGUAUCGUCUUUACACAGAGAGCUCGGACUAAAUAUUUGCAUGUAGGAAGUGUCAUUCAGAUUCAGUCAAGGCUAAGCAAAUUUUCUUUCAACAUAAUUUUUAUUUUAUUUAUGUCAAAAGACUCAGCUGAACUGGUCACUGUGUUAGUCAUGUCUUAUUUCCAUAUGCUACUUGUCAGUGCAGGGGGACCUUUUAUGUGCAUGUCCAGCUCCAUAUGGUAUUAUUAUUAUUAUUAUUAUUAUUAUUAUUAUUAUUAUUAUUAGACUCUAAUAAAGCUUGAUUCACGGUUCAAAAUAAUCCCUAUUUAUCUUAGACUCUGAGGCAGCUCCUCAGUUUUAGCUCCUCUAACUUUGAGCCAUAUUUCUUCUGAUUGGGGGCAGUUAAGUAGGGCUACUGCAUACACAUCCAGAGCUGAGGCCCUGAGAUGGCUAUAUUAGGAAAAACCCGUCUGAUAUCAAAGGGCACGUGAACAAAAAAACACCCUCUCAUGAAUGGAUUAUUUGAAGCCAUCUGAAACCUUUUGGCUCAUGAGAAUUACUUGCACAUAUGCUGAUCUCUUUAUUUUAAACCUUGGCCACGUUAAAUAUGAACAUUCACUAUUCUAACAGUAUAAAAAUGGCAAAAAGUUAUGAAUAACAGGCCCACUUUGGUUCCUGUCAUCCUUGGAAGUUUUCCUGUCUACACGUUAAAAAGGGGAACUAUACAGAUACGUGAAGAACUGUCCAGUGAGCUCAACAAAAGUAAAAAUAUUUUUAUGGUGAUAUUUUCUCUAUGCUUGAUAACUGUUAAGCACUACUGCAGCUCUAAAACUGGUACUGUGAGAAAAUACUGCCUUACCUUUUUAAAAUGUGUGAAUAUUACUUGACUGGAAAAAAGUAUGUACAAAAUUUUUUUU